UGGUGACACAUUUGUCUCUUGUACUUGUAGUUAAAAGCAGCCGGUGGGGCAGGUUCCGUCAGUGGGAGAAGGUCGGGUGCUGCAAUGACUCCAACGUGGGGCCCCUUGUUCCUCACUCUCUUCUCCGUCACCACCUUCAUGUGCCAAGGAGAUGUGGUUCCUGAAGAGCCAGAGUUCCUUCUGGUUGAUAAAAACCUGUGCCCCAUGGAUGUGGAUUACCCCAGGUGUGGAAUUGAUCUAAUAACAGAGAAGUCCGAGUGUCAGACCAGUGCCGACUGUAAAGAGACAGAACAGUGCUGCUUCUCCGGCUGUAGGAAGCGCUGUCUCCUACCCCUGCAAAAUAAGUCUGGCUCCUGCCCAACAUUCAAUGAGACGCUCUGUGGGAAUUCCGGGGAGCAGCUGUCUGAGUGCCACAGAGAUGAUCAGUGCCCGGGGCCAAUGAGAUGCUGCAGGAGGUGCAGAUGGGAGUGCGUAUAAAUACAGAAUAAAUCAUUGUGGGAUUUGUACUCAAGAUACAGGGAAGCCACAAGUUUCCCCUCGAGGAGAAGUAAAGAAACUCACACCGACCUGCAGGAGGCGCCAGAACCUUCCCUGUAUAAUACUUCUGUCUCUUUAAAUCUGACCCAUUAAAUGGCACUUAAUGUGUCUGGUUAUUGUAA
Xenopus laevis (African clawed frog) is the source of this 659-nucleotide messenger RNA. Its product is annotated as WAP four-disulfide core domain protein 12. NCBI's taxonomy places the organism in Eukaryota, Metazoa, Chordata, Amphibia, Anura, Pipidae. Bases 85 to 477 code for a protein of 130 amino acids. The record is from RefSeq and is a predicted model, not a curated record. The transcript is spliced from 4 exons.